AUUAUUAUUUAUUUUUAACGGGUUGAAGCCGGGAGACUGCCCUGCGUGGCACCCAGGACGCAGCAAGAUGGUCCGAGGAGGAGCAGGUUGCUGCGUGAAGGACGGCUCUCGUAAUCGGCGAUGCUCUCCCGCUGAAGAAGCCAUGAACAGGGAGGGGGACAAAGCGCCUUGUUGUAUUUCUUAAGGCGGCGGCAGCCCCGUCCCGUGUGAGGGAGCCGAGGGGAAUAAAGCGCAGGGAGCCAUUGAAAGCGAACUCUGCCUGGGGGCUGCUGCACGAUCGUCUCUUUUCCCCGGGCUUCGCAUGCCUGCAGCGAGGAGGACAUACCGUUGGCUUCUAGAAGUUGAGAGAAGACUUCUUGAAAUCUGAUCUUCAAUGCAAAAAUGCAGAUGUUGAUGCCUGAUCCUCAGAUUUAUGUUGAAAGGACCUUGGCAAUAAUUAAACCAGACAUCAUCGACAAAGAAGUAGAAAUAGAAGAUAUAAUUCUUAGAUCAGGAUUCACCAUUGUUCAGAAACGAAAGCUCCAGCUGAGCCCAGAGCAAUGUAGUAACUUCUAUGUAGAACAGUAUGGGAAAAUGCUGUUUCCUAACUUAACAGCAUACAUGAGCUCUGGGCCUUUAAUUGCGAUGGUUCUUGCUAGGCAUCAUGCUAUCUCAUACUGGAAGGAUCUGCUUGGGCCCUCAAGUAGCAUAGUAGCUAAGGAAACCUAUCCUGACAGUUUACGAGCAGUCUAUGGAACAGAUGAUCUGAGAAAUGGACUUCAUGGCAGUGCCAACUUUUCCUCAGCUGAGAGAGAGAUCCGGUUCAUGUUUCCUGAAGUGAUUGUUGAACCAAUCCCAGUUGGGCAAGCUGCUAAGGAUUACCUGAACCGCUAUGUCACUCCUACACUACUAAAAGGACUGACAGAGCUGUGUAAGAAGAAACCAGCAGAUCCUUUUACUUGGCUGGCUGAUUGGCUAAUUGAACAUAAUCCCAACACACCUAAACUGCGCCAUUUUGUGAUUGUGGAGGAGCCUUGAGAAAAAUUCAGAAUCUAAAUGUGUGAAAAGCUGUCCUUUAAAGCCAUAUUUUCACUACAUAUUUUCUCAUGUAUUUCUUACUAGUAUUGACAUUAAAUAAUAAAUAGUAUAUAAAUUGUGACAUA
Messenger RNA from Hemicordylus capensis (graceful crag lizard), 1142 nucleotides. It is a transcript of the gene NME5, whose product is annotated as NME/NM23 family member 5. Lineage: Eukaryota; Metazoa; Chordata; Lepidosauria; Squamata; Cordylidae. Gene Ontology annotation, biological process: GTP biosynthetic process; negative regulation of oxidative stress-induced intrinsic apoptotic signaling pathway; spermatid differentiation. The transcript is spliced from 6 exons. The record is from RefSeq and is a predicted model, not a curated record. The coding region runs from base 382 to 1017 and encodes 211 amino acids. Gene Ontology annotation, molecular function: nucleoside diphosphate kinase activity.